Peronospora belbahrii is the source of this 447-nucleotide messenger RNA. The record is from the annotation of a GenBank genome assembly. NCBI's taxonomy places the organism in Eukaryota, Oomycota, Peronosporomycetes, Peronosporales, Peronosporaceae.
AUGACGUUUCCAGUCCCUGCCACCAAUCAAUCCCGUUCCAAUAUUUUACCUAUUGAUGCUUCAAUGACAUUGGGAGGAUUGCCACCACUCAACGAUGUGAAGCUUGAUCAUUUUGCUAUCUCCACUAAUGAUGUUGCUGGUGACAUUGAUUCCAAUGAAAUCGAGACGGCCUUUGCGAGUCUGGACACUGAAGCAGAUGAUACCAUUGAAUCCGACAAAGCGCUGCCACUGGAAUUCCAAUGCAGUUAUCGUCGAGGCAAGUGUUCGCAACCACGGACGUUCAAAAAGAACGGAUCGAUGCAUAGUUACUGUGAACAUCAUCGCCAGCUUUCGAUACGCAACCAACGAGCGUUUGACCAGAAAAAACGACGCCAACGACGAGAACUUGAGGCUCAAGAAGCCGAAAAACGACCUUGUUACGCUCGACGACAAGCGUCAGAUUCAUGA